CUUAAUAUUCCUAAAGAUACGAAAAGAAAAGUUCUUUUCUUUUUCUUUUUUUUUUUAAUACGUAAAUAUAAAUAUAUUGAAUUAGAUUUUUUUUAUUUUUGUCUUUUGCGUAUUUGUACCUUUUUUUUUUUAAUGAAUUUCAACACUAUUCCAAAUCAAAGAAUUGAUUUUAGUUCACCAAUUUAUUCCUACCAGACUUAUCCAAUACAAUCUCAGUAUCCACAGCAACAGCAACCAAUGUCAUAUCCUAUUAUUCAAGAAAAUAACAUAACAAACCAACAGCAACAUCCAUCUUCUUCUCCUCCACAACAAAAGCCAAAAUCAGCGGAAUUGAAAUUCAAGAUUGAAUCAGUUGGAGCUCAUCCAGAAGAUGAUGAUGAUUUGGAUAUGUGUCCUGCAAGAACACGUCCUUACUGGCCAAAGCAAAUCAUUCCUUGGUGGGUUCCUUCUCAUCCUAAUGAAAAACCACCUUAUUCUUAUGCUACUUUAAUUGCUCAUGCUAUUCUAUCAAGCAAAGAUGGUAGACUGACAUUGAAUGAUAUUUACACGUGGAUUUCUAAAAAUUACCCUACUUUCUCUGUUGGAAAUGGGGGCUGGCAGAAUUCAAUUCGUCAUAAUCUGUCCUUAAAUAAAAAAUGGUUCUGUAAAAUUGAUAGAAGACCAACACAAGCUAAUCCAGGAAAGGGCUGUUAUUGGACUUUAAUUGCUGGCACUGAGCAAAUAUUUAUAGAUAAUUUAACUCAAGAAGGAGGUCAUAGUCGAAAACAUCAUGAUAUUGGCCUUACUGCAGAACUCUCUGUUGGACAACGUCGAGGCGUAUGUUAUUAUAAUCAUAACCCACCACCUAAUACCACACAAUUAUGUAAUACUAAGUCAAUACUCCCUUCUUCCUCUUCUUCUUCCUCUUCUUCUACUACUACUACUUCUACUACUACUUCUAUUACUUCUACUUCAUCAGUAACUUCACCCCUUCCAUUAGCCCAACAACAGCAACAAGAUAGUAAUAAAUCCAUGUGUUUAGAUACACCGCCGCUUACUCCGACAAAGCCAGAAAUAUCACGCCCCUUACUUUCACCUUUAUAUACAACAUUCCGAAUGGUGGAUAUGACGCCGAAGUCCGAACAAGCAUUGAUGACUACUACUACUAUUAAUGCAAAUGAUUCGGAUAAUGAUUCUGCAGUUGACUUGAAUGAUGAUUAUAUUGACAGAGGACAUAUCAAAAAGCGUAAACUAAUAAAGAAAAUGGAUACAAUAUCUCAUAUAAAUGAACAUCCCCCUUUAAUCUAUGAUACAAACCCGAUGAAUAAUUCAGCUACUUCCUUUAAUUUAUUACCUACCUCAGCAGGUUGUUGUGAUAUGAUGAGUAACUGGGUUGAAGAUUCUUUAGUUUAUCCUUAUCAUCGUCAUCAUGACGACGAACAGCAAUCAUGGAUGUUAAUGACAACGCCAAUUCAACAGCAUCAAUUAUCAAAUAAUUGGUCCGACAAUCUAAUAGAAAAGAAUAAGAAAUACCCGAUCACUGUUAAUCUUGAUGAUGAAGAAAUAACUCAAAAAUACCUUCAUUUUACUGAAGAAGAAGAAGAACCACAACAACAACAACAACAACAACAAUACCAACCCAAUGACCCUAUUUUAUCUCUUACUGAUCCUAUUUAUUAUAAUCCUUUAUACCCUCCUUAUAACUCAAAUACCAUCGUCACUCCUUCCACUAAUCACACUAGUAUGCCACAGUCAUCAUUACCUAAUCAACCUACGAAUAACUAUCCUUUUAACCAAUUUGUCUCUAUGCAAGAUAUCCUUUAUUCUUAA
Messenger RNA from Cokeromyces recurvatus, 1809 nucleotides. RefSeq lists its product as uncharacterized. The record is from RefSeq and is a predicted model, not a curated record. The coding region runs from base 133 to 1809 and encodes 558 amino acids. Gene Ontology annotation, biological process: regulation of transcription by RNA polymerase II. Gene Ontology annotation, molecular function: DNA-binding transcription factor activity, RNA polymerase II-specific; RNA polymerase II cis-regulatory region sequence-specific DNA binding. The transcript is spliced from 2 exons. NCBI's taxonomy places the organism in Eukaryota, Fungi, Mucoromycota, Mucoromycetes, Mucorales, Mucoraceae.